This is a messenger RNA of Zootoca vivipara (common lizard), 3744 nucleotides long. It is a transcript of the gene RPAP2, whose product is annotated as RNA polymerase II associated protein 2. NCBI's taxonomy places the organism in Eukaryota, Metazoa, Chordata, Lepidosauria, Squamata, Lacertidae. Gene Ontology annotation, cellular component: cytoplasm; nucleus. Gene Ontology annotation, molecular function: RNA polymerase core enzyme binding; RNA polymerase II CTD heptapeptide repeat phosphatase activity. The record is from RefSeq and is a predicted model, not a curated record.
ACCCACUCGUGGCCUAACAGCACCUCGGCGGUUGAGAGCUCAAAGGCGGCGAUGGCGGAAGAGAAGCCGCGGAGCGCCGCCCAGGCCAGGAGCCGCCAUCGCGCAGGAAAUAAACAGUCGAGUGCUUUGAAAAAUGAAGAUGCUGCACAAAGGAAGGCGGCACUUGAAGCUGCCAUUAGAAAGAAGAUUGAGGCUGAGCGAAAAGCCUUGCAGGUUGUCGAACGUCUGUUGGAAGAAGAUAUCACAGAAGAAUUCCUUGUGGAUUGUGGGAAGAUUAUAACACCUCUUCACUAUAAGGAUGUUGUGGAAGAACGAUUUAUUAUCAAGUUGUGUGGGUACCCCAUAUGCCGAAAGAGGCUACAGAAUGUGCCAAAACAAAGGUACAAAAUAUCAACCAAAACAAACAAAGUGUAUGAUAUUACUGAAAGAAAGUGUUUUUGCAGUAACUUCUGCUACAGAGCAUCAAAAUACUUCGAAGCUCAGAUUUCAAAAAGUCCUGUGUGGCUGCGAGAAGAAGAAAGGCCACCAGCCAUUGAAUUGCUGAAGGAUGGGGAAAGUGGCCACUCUGGGAAGGAAGUGAAAUUAGUCAAUGAAGCAAUCAACACAUUAGACAUUGAAAACCCUCUCCCAGCAGCAACCCAGGGCGACUUCAGCGUAGACAGUGAGAGCAGCAGUGAGGCCGAACAAGAAUUUGUCUCCUCUGUUCUGCAAGAAAAGAGUGUCCAUCCAUUGCCCAGGAAGGGUAUUCUCAAAGAGAAGUGCAUGCGGAGAGCACAAUCCAAACCUACCAAUGCAGAUGCCUUCGUUGAUGAUGCCGCAGAGCAGUUAAGUCAGUGCAAAUUAGACAGUCGAGGAAAAGAACAUGUUCUGGAUAGCUCUCAGAUUAAAGGAGCUCCUGUUUCUUUAUCCAGUCCUACUGCUGAAACUGUCCGGCUCUCUGAAGGCUUUGGAGGUAGCUCCAGCAGCUCGCAAGUCGUUUUCCUGGGUGUGAGCCCAAAAGGGGCAGAACUGUUUAAAAGGUUGCUUGCCAAAUCGAAACAGACUGCAAAGCCUAGCUUGGAAGGCCCAGCCAACCCCCUCACUGCCAAAUGUAGCUUGCUAGAAGGGCUGAGGCAGACCUUUACCGAAUGGAGGACUGAGGAGACAGCGAAGCUCCUCCACGGCAGCGAUGCUGCGGUCACCUAUGCACCACAGCCCUCUCUGGCAGCUGGCCGUGAGGCAGAGGAGGAGCUUGACGAGGAUGACUUAGAGAGUGUCGACGAACCUAACAAGGCCGCUUCUGAGAGAGGCACCCAGAACCCUUUGAGCCAGCCGUUGCCUUUCAAGGCCUCGAGUCCAGCAGCAAAACCUAUACCCAGCUACGAGAAACUGAAAGAAGAGACCUCGCAGUUAGAGUUAAAGGUGCAGGAAUUUUACAGAGGAAACUUUGCCUUAGGCGAAGAAGAUCUGGGAGCCCUGUCGAGAGGGGAGCAGCAUCACAGCAAUGACAAUGGUGAUCAUCAGUGGCCCCCCGCCCUCCCGCUUGUAGAUUCUAAAGCUCAACAGCAGAUUCGGACACGGAUUGUCCUUGAAAAGCUGCAAAAAGUUUUGCCUGCUGUUUUGGGCCCUCUUCGGAUUCCUCUUGGGGAUGUAUACAGUGAACUUAAAGAUCUUGUUAAGACAUUCAGGUUAACAAAUACAAAUAUUAUUCACAAAACUCCCGUAUGGACCCUGAUUGCCAUUGUGCUUUUGUCUGCGUUGUCGCAAAAUAUUCCCAUCUUUGCAAGUUCCCAGCACAGCCAAGGAUAUUCGCAGUUCCUGGCUACUUUGCUUGAAGAAUUACACUUCAAAAAUGAAGAUUUUGAAAGUUUAACAAGAAUAUUCAGAAGCGAUAGUCUUCCAUACUGAAUAAGUUGACCGCCGUGCGCUUCUUUUUCUAUGCUGAAAUUGGAUCAAGAUGUGAAGUGGCAGCGCCAAACAAAUUAAAUCAAGUACACCAAAUGGGGAAAACAACAAAAAUAAAACCUCAUUGGUCGAGUUUGUAUGAAACAGUGAUAUGAACGAAGGCUGAUCUGUAAUUCACCAUUGAAUUUAACACAACUGUUGAAUACAUCAAGCCAAACUGAAGUUCUCUUAUGAUGAAUAUUUUUCAUCUUUCUCAUUUCUUCAGAUAAGUGGCCAACGCUAAGAUUUGGACACUGAGACAGAUCAUCUUUCCAGGUCUUUCACUAUUUUCAUCAAGUUGCCCUAAUGGAGGGGUGGCUGUCCACAUCCUAUGGGACUUCAGCUUCCAUUAGCCACAGUCAUCAUGCCCUUUGUUCAGGCAUUAUGGGAGUUGUAGUCCACCAACAUUUGGAGGGCAAAAGGUCCUUCAUCUCUAUAAUGGAACACCAACAUUUUGUGUGUGUCCGUGUGCCAUUACCUUCCUAAGGAAAUUGUGUCAUUCAGCGUUUCUGAAAAGCUAAAGCAAAUCUAAGGUGCAGUUCUUUGAUACAUUUUUUUCCGGAAAGAAGUGCCUUAGUAAAGUAUAUCAAAGAAACAUAAUCUGAAUUGUCAUUGCAGUAGUCACAAAAUAAUAUAAAAUCCUAUGGUUAUUAUGAUAUGGAACUUCUUAAUAAAGUGUUUAUUUUGCUUAUUUACUUGUUUGAUUUCUAUCCCACCUUCCUUUCAAGGAGUUCCAGAGAAGAUCCAUGGCUCUUCUUCUCUCAUUUUAUUUAUUGGAGUACUUUAACACCAAGCAGCCUAUCAGUUUUGCUGUACGGUGGUAUUGUACUGUGGAGGUUUCCAUCCUCAGCUUUUAAGAUUGCAUUACAAAAUCCCUGAUUGCAUCUUCAGAAACCAGAGAGCGCCCGUUCCUUUCCACAGUUAUGUUCCACGUAGCGUAUUGCCUUCACAAUAUCUGCAGUUAGGUCAGCUGCUUGGCAGUCUACUUUGCUAGCACAAUCCUGCUCCUUCCAAAUGUGUUUUGAGGGGCAGCCACAGAAGGGUGUCUGAGCCUGAGUGUGCUGGGCAGGAUCUAUAGAAGAGCAAAAUAAUACUGUAUUGUUGUUUUUGUCAACUCCCAAGCCCUUCCUUUUCACCAGGUCUUUAUUUUUACAUUUCCUGUCAGCUUAGCAGCAUGAUUUUUACAAGUUUAUUUUAGGCUCAGUGCUUAGUCUUCUACAACCAUUUGAGCUUACUUUUUUAAAAAAAGUGUUAGUCUUGUAAUCUUUUAAGAGGAUGUAUUUGUAUCUGAAUAAUAAACCCAUUUAACACACACACAUCAAAUUUCAACUUGUUAAUUGCUGGAACUCUUAACUUGACUGCCCUUUUCAAUCUCCAAUAGGUUUGGGGAGUUUUUUAGGUGGGAGACAGGGAUACGGGCUUUGUUUUCCCUCAUAAGGUGGAGUCGGUCGAGGUGCUAUUUUCCUUUACAGUCCUAUUAUUCAGAAGGCAAAUUGAGCCAGGUGAGAGAUGCACUUUGGGGGACAAAGUCCCAUUUACUAUAAAGAUGAGAUUGUCUAGCAUAGGUGAUCUUAUUUCUAAGUAGGAAGUGCUGCCAUUGGGUAUAGGCAGAACAUGGAGAAUCCUCAUGCUUAAAGUAUAGAUCUUCGGGAGAAUCAGCUCUCUAAUUUUAUAACUUUUUUUUUACCAACUUUUCCUGGCUCCCUUGCCUCCUCCCAGGAAUUCAGGUAAUCACAGUUUGAUGAAAGUGCUAAACUUUGUUAGAGAUCCCAGGACCUCCAUAUAGGGUCAGGGGCUCCCAAGCUUUAUGAGUAUAGUCGU